AUGUUUGCCCCUUCAGCAAGGCAGUUUCCUCAGGACUGUGCUGAGAUCUAUCGCAUAGGGAUCAAAGAGAAUGGAAUUUACACCAUUCAGCCUGACCAACAAAGACCUGCGCUGGAGGCUUCAUGUGACAUGGAGACAGCAGGCGGGGGAUGGACAGUGUUUCAGACUCGGAGAGACGGCUUGCUGGACUUCAACCGGACAUGGCAGGAGUACCAGGAGGGCUUUGGAUCUCCCCAAGGGGAACACUGGCUGGGGAACGCAGCUCUGCAUGGCCUCACCUCCUCUGGCCAGUACCAGCUCCGCAUUCAGCUGGAGGACUGGCACCAGCAACGGCGCCAUGCCACCUACAACACCUUCAGAGUGGCCUCAGAGACACAAAGGUAUCGUCUGACAGCUCGGGAGUACUCUGGUGAUGCUGGCAACUCACUUAGCUACAGCAAACGCUACAACCACGACGGCCGAGCAUUCAGCACCAACGACCGUGACCAUGACCGCUACACAGCUGGUAACUGUGCACAGUACUAUGGUGCUGGUUGGUGGUUUGAUGCCUGCCUGGCUGCCAAUCUGAACGGACGCUACUAUCGUGGGCGCUAUAGCGGGCUGACCAACGGCAUCUACUGGGGCACAUGGUACAUCCUGACGGACAGCCGCAGCGGGGAGCGCUACUCCUUUAAGAGUGUGGAGAUGAAGACAAGGCCUCGGGACUUCUGAAGAAGCUAGCCUAGAGAGCAAUUGAGACUGGAAUGUAGAAAGGUGUAGGAUAAAUAAAUCCUAUUCUUUGACGAAAAUAUACUACAAAUCAAAAGAGGUUCUCCAUUCAGAUGGCUUAGUCCUAUACUCGUAUGAGUCUCUGUCUGGAGAUCUGUCCACGAGGUAUGUAAGAUGUACUCCUGAAGAAUUGUUUAGAGUUUGUCUGAUGUCCUGUACUCCAUCAUGUAAAAUGUCACUGGUAUAGUGAACAACACUUUUAAGAUUGAUACUCUGGUUGGCUGUGGGCUUCACUGACGAGGACAGUGCUUAGAAUGAAGGCUGCCUUACAGAGGCUCUACAUGCCAUGGCUCUGUCUGUAUUCAUGUCUUUGGUGUGUUUUAAAGUCUAACAAGGAUCAGGAGACUAUGUGAUCCGGAGGAAAGCAUCAUGGAUCCCAACACCUGCUUUAUUUUACCCAAACUCAAACCAUACUGUUGAGCACCUUUUUCUUUUGUGAUGAUUAAAUAAAUAUUUGUUCAUGUUGUGCAUA
Osmerus eperlanus (European smelt) is the source of this 1240-nucleotide messenger RNA. RefSeq names its product fibroleukin. The transcript has 4 exons. Lineage: Eukaryota; Metazoa; Chordata; Actinopteri; Osmeriformes; Osmeridae. The coding region runs from base 1 to 711 and encodes 236 amino acids. The record is from RefSeq and is a predicted model, not a curated record.